Molecule: messenger RNA, 2597 nt
Organism: Phycodurus eques (leafy seadragon)
Lineage: Eukaryota; Metazoa; Chordata; Actinopteri; Syngnathiformes; Syngnathidae
Product: tumor necrosis factor receptor superfamily member 13B
Exons: 5
Coding region: 72-785 (237 amino acids)
Cellular component (GO): plasma membrane
Source: RefSeq, a predicted model, not a curated record
UAGACUAGUCCCAACCACAUGUUCAAACAAAGAUUUGCCAUCACCUUCAUCUCCUUAGGUAAUGAGCCCCAAUGGGUGCCAGCUGCCCUGCAGGUCAGCACUGGGACAGUUUGAUUAGAAAAUGUAUGCAAUGCAAACUAACGUGUCAACAAUCACUGAUCAUCACCAAAUGCACCAAAUAUUGUGUCUUAGCGGAUUGUAAAACACUGCCCGGCCACUACUAUGAUGCGCUUCUAAGGGAAUGUGUGAGGUGUGCUGAUGUAUGCGGUAGACAUCCAGCAGAGUGCACCCAACACUGCAGCCCUCCAGUGAGCUCUAAAAAGCUCCUUGUAAAAGUGACCUCUGUCCACACGGCCUUGGAAGAUUCUACCGUCCUCCUCUACGUCCUCCUGGCGCUGUGCAUUGGGCUGCUGCUGUCCAGCCUGUCCCUCGCCUUGGUCGUAUUCCUCAGGAGGAGAUGCGGAGCCGAAACGAACCCUAACCAAAUGGUCGUCGAGCAGCGUCGGGGAGGUUGUCAUCGAGGAGGCCAGCCGGGUCCGAGUUCCACAGCUUUUAUGUUACACGCGAGCCGUGCUACUGAGCCAUCAGACGAGUCCAGCCCCACCGAGACCUGCGUGUGUGUCCGCUGCUAUCCUGAUCUCACAACAAUGGGUGGCAACACCGAGGGGCCUUCCAGAGCACCAAUGAAUUAUGAUCACAAAGUUGUGCUUCACCAUGCCCGGAUGCGAAAUCAAAGUCUCCUUGUGGACACAGAUGUCUCACAUCUCCAGACUGGAGGUGUAUGAUGAGUCAACCGGUGGGAUGAAGCUUGUUCACGUCAUAGUUUAGUAUUAACAUUAACAACCAGCAACAACGGGACCACUUCUAAGGGGUGCCGUUUGUAAAGCUGCUCACGCCAAAAAAUAACAGCAGCAUUUUGUCACAUUUAGCAUCAAAACGUGCCCCAAAAAAACCGGAGUGCAUUUCCGAGUCACUUUUCUGCACAUUUAGAACAAUAUUUGUCAACUUUAUAGAUUAUGCCAAAUAUUAAAUCUUACACCUUAAUGUCAAAUUUAAAUGUGAAAUAUAUGAAACUUAAAAAUACAUAUGCACCUAAAUAUAAAUGUUCAAUUCACACCAUUCACGCUGUUAUUUUCAGUGUGAGCCGCUUUACAAACGGCACCCAUUACACUUCUGCCAGAAAAUAUGCAAUUACAAUAGGACUGUGAUUUUUGUGAGGAAUGCAUACUGAAAAAAACAAACGUAGAAUUGUGUUCCUCAAAGUAUAAUACAGUAAUGUACCACCCAUUUUCUUUUUUGUCCUCUUUAGGGUUGAGCUGGAGCCUAUUCCAGCUGACUGAGCAAAAGGCGGGAUAAUGGUUGCCAGUCAAUCUGAAGGCACAUACUGACAAUCAACCAGUCACACGGAUGGAAAAAAUUGAAUUUUAAAUUAACCACAACACUAUCUGACUGUGACAGAAAAUUGGACUUUGGCUGUGGAACCCCCGCAUAAUCACUGAUUCAUCAAUUCGCUGAUUUUUGGGGGAGCCUAGCCUUUGUUAUUUGCUGAAAACUCAUCUAUUUGCAAAUUUUGUGCUCAGGCCAAAGCCCUGUCUAAUAUAAAAAUAUUGUUCUAGCGCCAUCUUGUGGAAUCUAGAGCCGAUUCCAAACAUUUUUGGGUGGGCGUCAUAUAGGGCUCGGUUUCUUUCACUGACGUUUGAAGAGUUUCAUCUUGAUAAUUUUUGACUUUUUUUUUGUAAUAACACAUUCACUUACCUGGUUUGCGAUAUGAAGAAUGUCUAAAUUGUGCAGAUUUGUCAUUAUGUCAACAUGGUGGUUUCCCACAUGCUGUACACAUGAAACGCGACAAACACUUUUGUAUUUAGAUUUUAUUAAGUUUUAUGUUUAUCAUUUGUGUUAAGAACAAAAAAAUAUAUGGUUAAUAAUCCACUUUUUUUUUUAGGGGGAAACAUCUAAGGGUCCUGUUGACGCAUUCUUUCGAAAUUAAAAGUAAUCAAUACGUAUUAUAAUGUAAUUAUUAUUACUUUGCCAAAGUAACUGAACUAGUUACACUAUUUACACUUUUAUCAGAAUAACUCAUUGCAACCAACUACAUUUCCAAAGUAAUCUUUCAACACUGCUGACAGGAUACAAAAUCAGUAAGACAAAGUCAGUUACAGAUCAAGAUGUAUUUAUUUUUUGUUCUUUAUUUGAGUGUCUCGCCAUCACUGUGUGUCCCAGUCUGUGCAUUCAUUUUGCACUGGAGGAAUGACUUAAGAGGUCAAGACACCAUGACGAAUCCUGUGGCCAAAUCCAGCGUUAUAUAGAACAAAAAUCAAUAUGGAGGUUUCACCAUUUGUCUCUUACGUACAAACUGUACAAUUAUAUACUUUACAUACAUCUUCAACAUGUGGGAAAAACAAAUAAAAAAAUUUAAAAAACAACAGAAAAGAAAAACUGUAAUAUUCAGCUUGGGCGGCAUGCUGAACUCAAGUACUGAUUCAGUACACAAACACACACAGCAUAUGCACGCGGAUCACACGUGCAUACGAACCUUAUCACAUACAUACUUUUGUUUUGUUUUUUACACACACGAACACUUUUUUUUUUUUUUUAAC